Molecule: messenger RNA, 678 nt
Organism: Argiope bruennichi
Lineage: Eukaryota; Metazoa; Arthropoda; Arachnida; Araneae; Araneidae
Exons: 4
Coding region: 131-637 (168 amino acids)
Source: RefSeq, a predicted model, not a curated record
CUUAGUUAAAUGUUGAAUUGCAUAAGUUUAUUUAAUAUUGUAAGAUAGUGAAAGAACAUUAAACAAGAAUUUCAGGGGAAGUUGAAAAUAUAAUAAUUUUAAUUGGAAUUAAAAGAUUUAAACAGACUCAAUGGCAUCAGUAGUGAAAAAGCCUUUGCCCAAAAGCCUCAGCAACUAUAUUACAUUCAUCAAAGAAAUGACAGAUUACAUUAGAGCAUUGCAGCAAUUCGUUUCCGAACUUCUGCCAAAACUUGACGAAAUUAAACGAACGCUGCUGGAGAAGAAGUCCGCCGUGGAAGAGCUCCAAAAGUAUUUGAAACCAAGAAAAUCCAAAAAUAAAUUUAAAGCCAAAACUUUUCGUUCCUCACGUGCAAGAAAAGGACCAAUGGAAGACUUAAAACAACUUGGACUCAGUGUGUUUGCUGCCAUUCAGAUGAAAAGGAGAUCGGAAUUUUUGAUACGCCGAAUUCUGGGACUUAUUGGCACAUGGAGUUCUCCAGCUGCCAAACAAAAUUUUGGAGAUCGACCGAUUUUGAGAUGGAAUAACAGCUAUGAUGUCACAGUUCUACGUCAGCCUUUUAAAAACGCAUCUGCAGUCAAAGGAGCAUACAUAAUAAAAAACAGUUUCGUCUGGUAAUAUGUUUUGGAAUUGCUGACUUCAGUAAUAAUGAAAUCUAG